Arvicola amphibius (Eurasian water vole) is the source of this 1304-nucleotide messenger RNA. RefSeq names its product dolichyl-phosphate beta-glucosyltransferase-like. The record is from RefSeq and is a predicted model, not a curated record. NCBI's taxonomy places the organism in Eukaryota, Metazoa, Chordata, Mammalia, Rodentia, Cricetidae. The transcript has 3 exons. The coding region runs from base 178 to 636 and encodes 152 amino acids.
GCGCGCAAUUAACCGGGGAGACUCUAAAACAGCCAGCGGCGCCAGGCACCCUUAAGAUGACUGCACUGCAGGGCACGGGUGUGAGGCUGGCAGCGCUGGCAGUUCGCACGGGACCGGCCUGCAAUCUUCGGUGGAGCCGCGCGAGGGCGCUGCGGGUGUCGUCGGACUCCUACAGAAAUGCCAACUUGUCACCAAUAUGAAGAGAAAUUCUUCCUCAAGUGCCAGAGGCCAGAAGGAAACUUUACCCAGCAUCUGGGACUCACCUACCAAACAGCUCUGUUCUCGUGCCUUCCUACAAGGAAGAGAAAUUUGCCCGUGAUGAUGGACGAAGCCCUGAACUACCUGGAACAGAGACAGGCUCAGGUCUCUUCCCUGUUGGAUUCCUGUCCUGACUUCCUUCGAGGACGAACAGUGCUGUGGACGAAGAAGACAAAUAAACCCUUUCCUCCCCAGCUUGCUUCUGGUCCGUGUAAGACAAAUAAACCCUUUCCUCCCCAGCUUGCUUCUGGUCCGUGUAAGACAAAUAAACCCUUUCCUCCCCAGCUUGCUUCUGGUCGGUGUAAGACAAAUAAACCCUUUCCUCCCCAGCUUGCUUUUGGUCAUGGUGUUCAUCACAGCAAUAGAAAUCCUAACUAAGAUAACCAGGAUGGCAAUUUUGUUUUUCCCUGACACCUUUAGUUGACACCUUUCUGGAUCACUUGGGGGAUAGGACUGGGGUUGCAACUACACUACUGGGCUUCCUUGAUCCCAACACAAGGACCAGAGAAAGGGAGGCAUCUUUCUACCUCUGUGCUUCAUCAUUUGACGACCGGUCUUUCAGACCCAAGCCUUCCAUUCCAAGUCAGGAAUUGAGGUGACAGAUGUGAGUCAUCACUCAUGUAAGGGAGCAAGGCUGGGCUACAACCAUCAGGGCUUCAACUUUCUUCAGAGUGUUUUAAAUGAUAAAAAUAAACAACCCUAUAUGAGGUAUUUGUUUUAUAAUAACAUGUGAGUGUUGUGUCCAGAUUACGACCCCCAGAGAGACCAUCAAAAACCAGAGAAGUCCAGACUGCAAAAAGCAAGGUUUUAUUGCAAGCUAGCUCGGGGUGUCUCCAACACCCCGUUGCAGCAAGGUAGAGAGGAGUUAAGAGUUCCUUUGUGGGGUUAGCUUUUUUUAAAUGCAAAAAUCACAAGCAACCCUUCUUGCCAGUCAGGGUGAUUUGGCACAGGUGCAAGAUCUUUGCUCCCCCUCCCAUCCUGUUUAGUCAGCUUGUUCUGUUUUCAGAGCAGGACACCCUGCUCUGAAAGUCAGACCAUCUUUAUCA